ACUCACGAGGCCUCCAUGAUCCAAGUUGACCGCCGGCCUCUCUCUCUCCUCCUCUCUCUCCCUCCCCCUCUCUCGAAACUUUCUCUCAUUUUCCCGCAAAAUUGGACUAGUAUAAAUCAGACGUAAACAACAAUCCAUUCACCAACCCAUUUCCACUCUCUCUCCCUGUUGCUCUUCUCUCUCUUGUUUCUCUCUCUAGAUCAUCAUCAUCAUCGUAAACAUUUUUUCUCUUGGCUUACCCGGUUUGAUUCGAAUCGAGUGGUUAUUGUCCAUCAUUGAAAACGACUUCGUUUCAGGAUGGGAGGGGUGGUGGACGAAGAAGGCAUAGCCAGGAAGUUCUGGAUCAAGUUCCGGAACGAUUCGGUUGUCGCCAUGUACACUCCUUUUUUAGUGUGUUUGGCUUCUGGGAAAUUGGAUUCCGACGCGUUUCUUCAUUGUAUCUCUCAAGAUGUUCACUUCCUCAAGGCCUUUUCACAAGCGUACGAAAUAGCGGAUGAUUGCGCGGAUGAUGAUGAAGACAAGGACGCUAUUCGGAAGAUGAGGAAACUUGUGAUAGAAGCCCUUAGAAUGCGCGAUGAUGCUGUUCGAGACUGGGGCUUUGACCUACCAAAAGAGAUUCCUUACAACUCUGCAACAUCAAAAUACACAGAUUUUUUACUAGCAACUGCCUCAGGGAAAACUGCAACUCCUUUUGAGAAGACAAAAGUUGCUGCUUAUACACUUGCUGCUAUUGCUCCUUACAUGAGGUUCUAUGCAUUCAUAAGUAAUGAGAUCCAAACUCUUCUAGAUCCUAAUGAUGGCAGUCAUAAAUAUAAGAAGUGGAUUGACAGUUACUCCUCUCAAAGUUUUGAGGCAUCAGCUCUGCAAAAUGAAGAUCUGCUGGAUAAACUAAGCAUUUCUUUGACAGGCGAAGAGCUUGAAAUCUUAGAAAAGGUCUACCACCAAGCUACAAAGCUUGAAGUAGAUUUCUUCUAUGCCCAACCAGUUGUUCAGCAAACUAUAGUUCCAUUGUCUCGAGUGCAUGAUCAUGCGAAAUACCAUCUUACUGUAUUUUGUGAUUUUGACAUGACAUGCACUCCCAUUGAUUCAUCUGCCCUGUUAGCGGAGAUUGCAAUUGUAACAGCACCAAAGAUUGAUCUAAAUGCAUCUGAAACUCAACUUGUUCGGAUGUCAUCAACUGAUCUGAAGAACACAUGGGGUGUUCUAUCUACCCAGUAUACUGAAGAGCUUGAAAAAUGCAUGGAAAGCAUUGUCCCCAGUGAAACAGUGGAAAAAUUCAAUUAUGAAGGCCUAUGUAAAGCACUUGAGCAACUUUCUGAUUUUGAGAAAAAGGCAAAUUCAAGAGUGGUUCAGUCUGGAGUAUUGAAGGGUUUAAAUCUAGAGGAUAUAAAACGGGCUGGUCAAGGUCUAAUUCUUCAAGAUGGUUGCACAGGUUUCUUCCAAAAGAUUCUUAAAAAUGAUAAUCUGAAAGCAGAUGUUAAUGUCCUUUCAUACUGUUGGUGUGGCGAUUUCAUUAGAUCAGCAUUUUCAUCAGGGGAUCUGGGUGUUGUGAGAGUAUAUUCAAAUGAGUUGGCUUAUGAAGAAUCAAUUUCCACGGGUGAAAUCAUUAAGAAGAUGGAGUCUGCCAUGGAAAAGCUUCAGGCUUUUAAGGACAUCUUAAAGGAGGGAUGCAGUAAUGACACGGAGCACUUGACAGUUUAUAUUGGAGGUUCAAUUGGUGACUUACUUUGCCUGCUUGAGGCAGAUAUAGGCAUUGUGAUUGGUUCAAGUCUAAACCUAAGGAGACUCGGAGAUCAGUUUGGUGUUUCAUUUGUUCCAUUGUUCUCUGGUUUGGUGAAGAAACAACAGCAACUCAUUGAAGGUGGCUCUCCUAAUUGGAAAGGGCUGUCUGGCACUCUUUACACAGUCUCCAGUUGGACUGAGAUAAAUGCAUUCAUUUCAGGAUCAUGAAAACCCCCUUUCUCUCAGAACAUACUCAGAAGAAAUUCUUACAGUAGGAUAUACAGGUAUAGAUUGUGGCUAAUUUUACCAAGCGCCACAUUAUCAGUCAGGUAUUCCUUUUUUCUUUUUGUCUCCAGGGACUGCAAUCCAGAGGUAUACAUAUAUCUUGUAUUUAAGGUUAGAUAAGAUAGCAAUAGUCAUUGUUGAUCUCCAUCACCUUUCUUUUUCAUCUUCAACUCAAUGUUUUCAAACUUGUCAAAAAGCAUUGAGGGGGAUUAAAAGAGGGGGGGAGAGAUGUAUCAAUUGAUUUGUCUAUAUGGAUUUUGGAUGUGAGUGGAUGCUCUUUUUUUUUUUUUCUCCUUUCCUCCUCUGAUAGUUGCUCCAUUACAAAUUGCAAUGAGGAAUUUUUUUAGUUCAGAAUAUACUUGAAUGUGAGGGAGAGUGAUUGGUGGCAGAUGGGCCUUUUGUAUACUCCAUUAGAACAGUUUGGAACCAUUGAUACUCAUUAAGUACAGUUGGGUUAAAUACCCUGUUUUGUGUGAUUGGGAAUAUAAAACAGAGAUGUUCUUAUGAA
Messenger RNA from Vitis riparia (riverbank grape), 2515 nucleotides. Its product is annotated as bifunctional TH2 protein, mitochondrial-like. Bases 298 to 1950 code for a protein of 550 amino acids. The record is from RefSeq and is a predicted model, not a curated record. NCBI's taxonomy places the organism in Eukaryota, Viridiplantae, Streptophyta, Magnoliopsida, Vitales, Vitaceae. The transcript has 6 exons. Gene Ontology annotation, cellular component: cytosol.